Perca flavescens (yellow perch) is the source of this 2398-nucleotide messenger RNA. Its product is annotated as calcium-binding mitochondrial carrier protein Aralar1. The record is from RefSeq and is a predicted model, not a curated record. Gene Ontology annotation, molecular function: L-aspartate transmembrane transporter activity; calcium ion binding; L-glutamate transmembrane transporter activity. The transcript is spliced from 18 exons. Gene Ontology annotation, biological process: aspartate transmembrane transport; L-glutamate transmembrane transport; malate-aspartate shuttle. Bases 241 to 2292 code for a protein of 683 amino acids. Lineage: Eukaryota; Metazoa; Chordata; Actinopteri; Perciformes; Percidae.
UUCCAUGUGGUACAGGAUACAGUUCUCUCAUCACAGUAAAAUCUUUCAUAUUGUUACUGUCAAGUAAUUUGGCGAGAGUGAGUGAAUAGUUGACUAUUAGUUAUCGGUUUAUAUUUGUGAAAGGCUGCGCUGUUCGCUUUUCACGUUCGGACUACAACGUUACGCGUCCGAGCCGAGCCGAGGGCGUACUAGCUACGCUCUUUCUCGCUGCUCGCUCACUGUACGUGACGUCAAACCAGCAUGGCGGCCAAGGUGCAAUCUACCAAACGCGGGGACCCAAGUGAGCUGAAAUCAAUCUUCCAAAAGUACGCCAGUGUAGCGGACAAGGAUGGAGAGAGGUUCAUGACCCCGGGAGACUUUGUCCAGAGGUAUCUAGGACUACACACGCAGAUCCACCACAACCCCAAAACGGUACAGCUCAUCGCUGCUGUGGCUGACACCACCAAGGACGGGCUGAUCUCGUUCCAGGAGUUCCUUGCGUUUGAGUCAGUGUUGUGUGCCCCCGACGCUCUCUUCAUAGUAGCCUUCCAGCUGUUUGACAAGAAUGGAACUGGAAACAUUUCCUUUGACAAUGUGCGGGACAUCUUUAGCCAGACCACAGUGCACCACCACAUUCCCUUCAACUGGGACUGUGAGUUCAUCCGUCUGCACUUUGGGCACGACCGCAAGAAACGCAUCAGCUACCUCGAGUUCACCCAGUUCCUGCAGGAGCUGCAGUUGGAGCAUGCACGCCAGGCGUUCGCCCAGAAGGACAAUGGGAAGAAUGGCGUCAUCUCCGCCUUGGACUUCAGUGACAUUAUGGCCACCAUCAGACACCACAUGCUCACACCCUUUGUGGAGGAGAACCUCGUCUCCGCUGCAGGUGGCAGCACCUCUCACUUGGUCAGCUUCUCUUACUUCAAUGCCUUCAACUCCCUCCUGAACAACAUGGAGCUGAUUCGCAAGAUCUACAGCACACUGGCUGGCACGCGGAAGGACACACUCGUGACCAAAGAGGAGUUUGUUCAUGCUGCCAACAAGUUUGGGCAGAUCACUCCCAUGGAAAUUGACAUCCUGUACCAAUUGUCAGGCCUGUUCUCCCCCUCUGGGCGCCUGAAUCUUUCUGACAUUGAGAGGAUAGCUCCAUUAGAGGAAGGAUGCCUGCCCCAUCACCUGGCUGAAACCCAAAAGCAGGCCCAUGGGGAUGGUUCCAGGUCUGUGUUGCUCCAGGUUGCGGAGUCCUCCUACAGGUUCAGCCUGGGCUCCAUCGCUGGAGCUACGGGAGCGACGGCUGUGUACCCCAUCGACUUGGUGAAGACUCGUAUGCAGAACCAGAGGUCCACAGGCUCCUUUGUCGGAGAGCUUAUGUACAAGAACAGCUUUGACUGCGCUAAGAAGGUGCUUCGCUACGAGGGCUUCUUUGGCUUCUAUAGAGGCCUGGUCCCUCAGCUUAUAGGUGUAGCACCUGAGAAGGCUAUCAAACUCACAGUGAAUGACUUUGUAAGAGACAAGUUCACCGGCAAGGGCGACGAGAUUCCUUUUUGGGCUGAGGUUAUGGCUGGCGGCUGUGCUGGAGGCUCUCAGGUGAUCUUUACCAACCCUCUGGAGAUUGUGAAGAUUCGCCUGCAGGUGGCAGGCGAGAUCACCACCGGGCCUCGAGUCAGCGCGCUCAGCGUGGUUCGUGACCUGGGCUUCUUCGGCCUCUACAAGGGUGCUAAAGCAUGUUUCCUGAGAGACAUCCCCUUCUCUGCCAUCUAUUUCCCCGCGUAUGCCCACCUCAAGACCCAGUUUGCCGACGAUCAAGGCAGGCUGGGAGCUCUGCAGCUUCUCACUGCCGGAGCGAUCGCAGGUAUCCCUGCGGCCUCCCUUGUGACGCCUGCCGAUGUCAUCAAGACGCGUCUGCAAGUCGCAGCGAGGGCAGGACAGACCACUUACAGCGGCGUCAUCGACUGCUUCAGGAAGAUUAUGAGAGAGGAGGGGUUUAGGGCUUUGUGGAAGGGAGCUGGAGCUCGUAUGUGCCGGUCUUCUCCUCAGUUUGGUGUGACUCUGGUGACUUAUGAGCUCUUACAGCGGUGGUUCUACAUUGACUUUGGAGGACAUCGUCCGUCAGGAUCUGAGCCCACACCCAAGUCUCGCAUCUCGGAGCUUCCUCCCAUUAACGCCGACCACGUCGGAGGCUACCGCCUGGCUGCAGCUACCUUUGCCGGGGUGGAGAACAAAUUUGGCCUCCACCUUCCCAAAUUCAAGUCCUCCGGCGUGGUCUCCAUACAUCACCCAGAGCCAGUCGCUUCCACGCCUGCUCAGGCCCCGUAGACGCCUGAAUCUCCAUUUCACUUUGCCAUCCCUCUCCUCCUCCUCCUCCUACCAGGAGCCAGACACUUAGAUAGAUACUCAAACAAAACACACACAUAUUUUAAAA